AGUCAGGAUGAAACUUCCUUCUGAAGGACAUUUUCGGUAGCUCACACAGAGACGGUUUCACUUCAGAUUUUUCCUCAUUCGGUGUCCUACUGCAUAAUGAUUUGGGAACAACAUCUGGAAUAAGAUCUAGUGUUGUCACAGAAGCAAUGGCAACGUCAGCUCUGACAGGUUUCUCUGUGCUGAGUCUGCUCAGCCUUGGGUAUCUCAGCUGGGACUGGAUGAGUCCAAACCAGGUGGACAGUGAGUCUGCCCAGACUUUGGGGGGCAGACCUCUGGGCCAACAGCCUCCUCACAUCAUAUUCAUCAUGACGGAUGACCAGGGAUUUAAUGACAUUGGCUACCACAGCUCUGACAUCAGGACGCCAGCACUGGAUAAACUGGCAGCAGAUGGAGUGAAACUGGAGAACUAUUACAUCCAACCUAUCUGCACGCCGUCCCGCAGUCAGUUCAUCACCGGCAGGUAUCAAAUUCAUACGGGCCUGCAGCACUCAAUCAUCCGACCACGCCAACCUAACUGUCUGCCUUUUGACCAGAUCACUUUCCCUCAGAGACUGCAGGAGCUUGGCUACGCCACCCACAUGGUUGGAAAGUGGCACCUGGGCUUCUACAGGAAGGAGUGCUUGCCCACUCGCCGUGGCUUUGACACAUACUUUGGGUCCUUAACCGGCAGUGUGAACUACUACACCUAUGACUCCUGUGAUGGCCCCAGGAUGUGCGGCUUUGACCUCCAUGAAGGAGAGACUUUAGCCUGGGAUCAGAGGGGUAAAUACUCCACACAUCUAUACACUCAGCGGGUCCGUAAGAUCCUGGCAACUCACAAUCCACACACUCAGCCGCUGUUCAUCUUCCUCUCCUUUCAAGCUGUACAUACACCACUGCAGUCCCCACGAGAAUACCUUUACCCGUACCGUGCGCUGGGCAACGUGGCGCGUAGGAAGUAUGCUGCUAUGGUGUCCACAGUAGACAAGGCGGUCCAUAAUGUAACAUACGCCCUCCGCAAGUAUGGUUACUAUCAGAACACAGUCAUCAUCUUUUCUACUGACAACGGUGGCCAGCCAUUGUCUGGUGGCAGCAACUGGCCACUCAGAGGACGCAAAGGUACAUACUGGGAAGGUGGAGUCAGAGGUCUUGGGUUCGUUCACAGCCCUCUGUUGAGAAGGAAGAAAAGGGUGAGUAAAGCCCUGGUGCACAUCACUGAUUGGUAUCCCACAUUAGUGGGAUUAGCAGGUGGUAAUUUGUCCCUGAUGGAGGGGGUGGACGGGUAUGAUGUUUGGGAUGCGAUCAGUGAUGGCAAGGAGUCGCCCAGGUUGGAGAUCCUCCACAACAUUGACCCUUUGUAUAACCAUGCUCGCAGCGGCUCCAUGCAGAAAGGAUAUGGGAUUUGGAAUACAGCUGUACAGGCCUGCAUACGAGUUGGAGACUGGAAACUCCUAACAGGAGACCCUGGCUAUGGAGACUGGAUCCCACCUCAGCUGCUUCCAGGAUUCCCAGGUAGCUGGUGGAACCUGGAGAGGCAGACUAAUAAUCAGAAAUCACUGUGGCUGUUCAACAUCUCUGGUGACCCUUAUGAACGCUGUGAUGUUUCUGAGCAGAGGCCAGAUGUGGUGAAAGAGUUGCUGGCUAGACUUGUAUACUACAACCGCACUGCUGUGCCAGUACGGUACCCAUUAGAGGACCCACGUGCAAACCCAGUCCUGAAUGGAGGUGCCUGGGUGCCCUGGAUGGGAGAAGGGGAGGAGGACCGCUGGGACAGUAUCUACUACAAAAAGAACAAGGACUGGAAAAAUAAGCUUAAACUGUCUGAAAGCAGGUGGUUUUUCAGGAGACUUAACACUAAGAUUAUGUCCAACAGGAUUUAAGAAAGGAUCUAAAUGAAAAUCACUAAACGUUCGUUAUUAUGUAUGUUUGUUGGUGGCACUUUCUAAAGAUGUCUAUUAUGCAAUAAAUAAAGAGAAGGAGAUUGUGCAAGA
Molecule: messenger RNA, 1970 nt
Organism: Thalassophryne amazonica
Lineage: Eukaryota; Metazoa; Chordata; Actinopteri; Batrachoidiformes; Batrachoididae
Gene: arsia
Product: arylsulfatase family, member Ia
Exons: 2
Coding region: 147-1859 (570 amino acids)
Source: RefSeq, a predicted model, not a curated record